AUGCAGCCACUAUGGAGCGCUAGUGCAGAAAAUGAUGCAACCGCUAAACGCGCUAGUGUAGUGGAGCAUUGUUCAGUUUUAUUCGACGAAGUGUGCUUAUCGAGUGGUUUGACUUAUGAUACAGUUACCGAUGAAAUCAAUGGGUUUGUGAAUACGGGGCAUAGUAAAACUCAACAAAUUGCUGAUCACGCAUUAGUCUUUAUGGUACGAGGAAUAAAAAAAAAAUUCAAACAGCCUAUUAUGUACACAUUUUGCGAGGGAGCCACAAAUCAACAAGAAAUUAUUUGCCAAUUGAAACAAGUAAUUGAGGCUGUUCAUUUGACGGGUCUUCGUGUUGUAGCCACUAUUAGUGACCAGGGAACUGCAAAUGUUGGUGUAAUAAAAAUUCUGAACAAUGAAACUCGACUUUAUCAUGUAAAAAACAACUCAGAAUAUGAUGAUGAAUUUUAUGAGGUUGAAUUACAUGAUAAACAAAGACUGAAGUUGGUUCAUAUAUAUGAUGUCCCUCACUUACUGAAAUGUAUCAGAAAUAAUCUUCUAACGAAAGACUUAGAAUAUACAGUUGAUAACAUCACAAAAUAUGCAAAGUGGUCACAUCUUGAAGAUCUAUACCACAUGGAUAGUGCCAUUCCAGAUUGCAAGAUUUUACCACGGCUAACUGAUCAGCAUAUAGUUAGAGACAAAAUUGGAAAAAUGAAAGUGAAAUAUGCUACACAAGUUUUUUCACAACGAGUUUCUUCUACUAUGAAUUUUCUUGCAUCUCGUAAUAUCAUUGGGCCAGAUGCUUCUGACACAGCGUUUAUAUGCUCUUUUUUUGAUAAGCUUUUUGAUUCACUUAAUGGAAGUUUUGAUAAAGUAACUGAUGGAAAAAUGUACCGUACUGCUGUCAAAAAAAAUUCUAUCCAUCAUACUGUUUGGGCAGAUAGUUUGAAAAUUCUGAGUACAAUGAGCUUUGUAUUGGGUAAUGGUAGAAAAAAGUCAGUUCCAACAAUCAAGAACUGGAUGACAACUAUAAGAUCUUUUCAAACCCUGUCCAUUGUAUUAGGUAUGAAUGGUAUACGUUCCUUACUCCCUCGACAUCUCAAUCAGGACCCGUUGGAAUGCUUCUUUGGUGCGAUCAGAAGUAUUGGUUCAAAAAAUCCAAAUUGUCAUGCAUUUGCUUCUGCAUACAAAACUUUAGUUUUGAACAAUUUGGUGUCUUCUCAUUCACCGGGAUACAAUUGCAAAGAAGACUUCACAGAAGGAAGCUUGUCCUCAUUCACAAACUUCUUUGAAAGUGCCAUUGCUCCAACGUCUGAACUUGAAAACCAAAUGGUCAUUAGUGCUGAUUUACCUCAAACUCUACAUCAUUUAUCAAUGUCUACUUCCUUCCUUAGUUCAGAAAAAGUAGCCGAACAUCAUUCAUUAAUAACUGCUCGAGAAUAUCAAUCAAAUCAUCCAAAUUUAAAAUACCCAUCAUCUACAUUAUGUUCAAUAGUUCAACAAAUCAUACAUUUUGUCGGAGAAAAAAUGUCAAAUGUCUGUCUUCAUCCUAAUAUACUUUCAACUCAAAUUAAUGCUUUAAAUCAACAACUCUUUUUCCCUUUUGAAUUAAAUUGUUCAGAACACAAAGAUAAUUUCCAGCAGAACAUAAUCAAAUUAACAUUAAAAAUGAUGAUACAACAUUAUUGCACCGAAGUCAAUAGAAUACUUGUAGGAAAAAGACAAUUGCGAGAAAAUGAGACUGAUCCUGUUAAAAAAUUGGCCCACACAUGGUAUUCAAAGCACUCUAAAACAAGAAAAACUCAAGGCAAAUUUAACUUAAUCUAA
Molecule: messenger RNA, 1809 nt
Organism: Melanaphis sacchari
Lineage: Eukaryota; Metazoa; Arthropoda; Insecta; Hemiptera; Aphididae
Exons: 6
Coding region: 1-1809 (602 amino acids)
Source: RefSeq, a predicted model, not a curated record